AUCCGUUUUGGCGCCGAGCUAAAUAGAGCGGACCGAUUUGCGCUUUUUGUAGGAUGUAGAACUGUGCACCCGUGCACCAAAGAUUUUUAAUUUUUGAAUUCUCGAAAUUACACAAUCUUCAUGGAUAAGCAAACGGUACAAAAACGUAAUUUUAACAAUCUGGAACUGGAAGAUUCAGAUGUGGAAAAUGUAAGUGCAGUGUCCAACUCACAACCGGUAGCGAAGAAAGUGUGUUUGCAAAAGUCUGGCCAAGCCGGCAUUGACGAGGUGUUGAACGGAAUGGAUGAGCUAGAUGACGAUUUGGACGGUUUCUUUAAUGACGACGAUAAUUUCGAUUUAAAUCUGAUCGCGCUUGAAGAAGCAGAGAAAUUCACCUUAGAUCUAACAAACUGGAAGAGAUGCAAAAUAGUAUCUUUAUUAAACGACGCAGGUUCAGUGACAUUGGUGGUAGAGGACAAAGCUGCUAAAACAAAAGCCAAAUGUGUUUUGGAGCCCCCUUGGACAUCGGUGCCAUUGACUGAAGGUGGAACCGUUUCACUGAAAGCAUUGUUUGAUAGAAGUACAAACUGUUACCGUGUCAACGCUCAAGAAGGAAUGAUAGUCACGGAUCCUGACUAUCUGGUGUCGGGUACUACCGUGGUCGGGGCACUCUAUUGCCAUCGUCGUGGCGUUUUGCAGGAAAGGUUUCGAGGCGUGGAUACAGACAGUAAACUUAUGACUGUGGGUACCAUUGUGCAUGAAUUGCUCCAGAAAACUCUAGGAAACAAGAUAACGGACAUGGCUGGCAUUGUUGCUGCUGGACAGGAAUUACUCAAGUCGGAAGAUAUGGCCCAUGUGCUGUAUGCAUGUAAAAUGAGUCGAAUAGAGGCGGCAAAAGAGAUUGAACCAUUCUAUCCGAAAAUUCACGAUUUCAUCAGAAACCACGUGCAUCUGAAUGACCAGAAAACAUCGUCAUCAAAGCCAAAAUCAGACAUUGAGAUAUUCACCGUCGAAGAUAUUGAAGAGAACAUCUGGUGCCACCAGCUUGGUCUGAAGGGAAAGAUCGACGUGACGGUUACAGCGAAAUGCAGCGGUGAUUCGCAUGUGCAUCUGAUGCCGUUAGAGUUGAAAACCGGUCGAGCAAGCUUUUCUGCGGAGCAUAAGGGGCAGGUUGUUCUCUACGAAAUGAUGAUGAACAUUGUCGGUCAUCACGUGGAUAAGGGCAUCUUGCUGUAUUUGAGAGAAGGAAAAUGUGCAUCCGUUACGGGCAAUCGAAACAUGAAACGUGACUUGAUUAUGCUGCGCAACGAAGUAGCUCACUACCUGUCGCGUGGCAUACCCAACACCGAUAGCGCCCAGUUUGAUUUAGCCAAAGACAUUCUUCCUCUUCCGGAGCCACUGAAUAAUCAACAUGUCUGCUCCCGAUGUCCGUACAGCGUCAUUUGCACUGCCUAUUUGAGGCAUGAGAAACGAGAAUUUCCGAAUGGUCAUGCAAUCAAACUCAUUGCCGAAGAAUCUUUGAACCAUCUUAGUGACCGACAUAUCGAUUACUUCAUCCGAUGGGCUGGAUUGAUAUUUUUGGAGGAUGAAGAAGCUCGGAAAGGUUUUCAUAUCAAACAUCUGUGGACGAAAAGUGCCGAAGUAAGGCACUCAAUGGGUCGUGCCGCUAUCAAUUUACAUUUGAUAGGUCGAGCUUUCAAGUCAGAUGAUACCUAUUUCCACACAUUUUCGCUGGAUCCCGACAAGAAUGAUUCGUUGGUUGGAUCUCAAUCGCUAAACGCAUCCCAUCUAUCAGCCACCGACAAUUUGUCCGCAUUUUUCGACACGAAUGAGUACUUGAUAUGCAGCACUAAUAAGCGAAUAGCUGUUGCCUCAGGUCGUGUGGUAAGCGUAGGAAAGCGCCAAGUUACCCUAAGUCUAGAGCGGGAUCUCAGAAAACACUACGGGGAAGAAUUGUUCCAUUUGGAUAAAUAUGAGUCGCGCACGCAGAUAACAUUCAAUCUAACAAACGUGGGUGUGCUGUUAGACAAUACCGAACGUUCCGACAAACUGAGGCGGAUUAUAAUUGAUCAAGAAAAGCCAAUCUUCACCCGAACGGUGCCUGCCGCGAUAAGUGCUGAAGCGAAGCAAAUCUUGGCAAAACUUAACAAACACCAGAAAAUAGCGGUUUUGACAGCAGUCGGGACCAAAUCGUACUGCCUGUUCAAAGGACUGCCCGGAACGGGAAAAACUCAAACUGUGAUCGCACUUAUUCGACUACUGCUAGUCAUGAACAAAUCCAUUCUGAUCACCAGCAAUACACAUUCCGCCGUAGAUAACGUACUAUUGAGGCUCCUUCCAUACGGUAUCAAGUUUAUGCGCUUGGGGUCGACAUCUCGUAUCAAUCCAGGGUUGGCGGAAUACAGCGAAAAGCGGCUGACAGAGAACUGUUCGACUCCAGAGGAACUUGCUGCCGUAUAUAGCUCACAUCAAAUUGUCGGCGUAACAUGCCUUGGGUCCGAUCACCCGAUGCUUGUUCAAAGGACCUUCGAUUUCUGCAUCGUUGACGAGGCAACCCAAGUGUUCCAGAGUGCUGUUAUUCGACCGCUGCUGUCAUCGGAGAGAUUCGUGCUAAUAGGCGACCCAGAUCAGCUGCCGCCGGUCAUCAGAUCACGCAAAGCAAAGGACCUUGGUGCCGAUGAGAGCCUGUUCUUCCGACUGGACGCCGAACAAGCAUGUUGCGUUUUGCCCACACAAUAUCGUAUGAAUAAAAUCAUUACAAAACUGGCCAACGAUUUUUCCUACAAGGGAAAUUUGUUGUGCGCUACCGAUGAGGUAGCCAUUUCCUCGUUGAAGCUACCUGAACCGCAAAUUUUGCAGCAGAAACAUAGAUUAGAAAAAUGGCUCCUGAGGACUACGGCUUCUCAACUUGAGCUAUCGGUCAUACUCAUCAACACACUCAACACGUUCAACAGCAGUAUGAACUACAACGCAUCCCUGAAGCAAGAUGCCCAAGGAGCUGGGCGGGAAUCAGAAGAAGAACGGAAAGCGAUCUACGAAAACUAUUGUGAAGCUGCAAUUGUUUUCUACAUUAUCAUGGCACUUGUUGACUGCGGCAUCGAAGGAACUUCCAUUGGCGUGAUUGCACCGUUUAGAGCUCAAGUAGAUUUACUACGGAAUUAUCUGUCCAUGCUCAAACAGCUGUACGGCAACAAAGGUGAAGCAGGUAUUAGCAAAAACUUGGACAUCGAAAUCAACACCGUGGAUCAGUACCAGGGCAAAGAUAAAGAUAUUAUAAUAUACUCCUGUACAAAAUCAACCAAUCCAAAUAACGCCGAUAGCAACACCAACGCACCAAGUGAAUACGAAGUUCUCGAAGACCACAGAAGACUAACGGUGGCGAUAACUCGAGCCAAAAAGAAGUUAAUCCUAGUAGGCGAUACUCAAUGUCUCGAAAAAUAUACUCCAUUUAGAAAUUUGUUCAAAUGCAUCCCAUCGGCGGGAAAAAUAACUCUUAGAGAUAAGUGCUUCGGUUUCGACUGGGGCGCAGUAUUCAACACGCUCGACUCGUUGCAUGACUGUGAGGAAUAGGGAUUCGUCGGAGAACUAAGCGAAUAAAAUUGGUUUUCAAUCACUGCCAUGUA
Messenger RNA from Aedes albopictus (Asian tiger mosquito), 3602 nucleotides. RefSeq names its product DNA replication ATP-dependent helicase/nuclease DNA2 (gene Dna2). Lineage: Eukaryota; Metazoa; Arthropoda; Insecta; Diptera; Culicidae. Gene Ontology annotation, biological process: replication fork reversal. Gene Ontology annotation, cellular component: cytoplasm. Gene Ontology annotation, molecular function: 5'-flap endonuclease activity; single-stranded DNA helicase activity. Bases 121 to 3549 code for a protein of 1142 amino acids. The transcript is spliced from 10 exons. The record is from RefSeq and is a predicted model, not a curated record.